GAGGCGGCGUUGGUUUGGGUUUACCAUCGUUCUAUGAAUGUCGCUAAUUUACCUUUUUUUCUUGUAGUGAAUGCAACAGCGGCAGGUAGUACCACUACCAAGGCAUCAUCUUUGGACAGCUCUCACUUCCCUUCAGAUUUCAUGUUCGGAACCGCUUCUUCAGCUUACCAGUAUGAAGGAGGUGCAAGAGAAGGCGGCAAGGGGCCUAGCAUUUGGGACACUUACACUCAAACACAUCCAGACUUGGUGGAGGGCAGAAGCAAUGGCAACGUUGCAGUUGAUUCCUAUAAUCGCUACCAGGAAGAUAUCAAGAUCAUGAAAACAAUGGGAUUCAAUACUUACAGGUUCUCAAUUGCGUGGUCCAGAUUAUUACCAAAUGGAAAGGUGAGUGGAGGAGUGAACCAGCAAGGAGUUGAUUACUACAACAACCUCAUCAACUCUCUCCUAUCCAAUGAGUGGCAGCUAGCCGAUAGCACCGGUGGUGAUUCUGGGACCGAGCCUUAUGUCACUGCUCACCAUCAGCUCCUUGCUCACGCUGCUGCUGUCAAACUCUACAGGGUUAAUUAUAAGGCAACUCAAAAAGGACUCAUAGGAAUCACGAAUGUGUCAUACUGGUUCCUGCCACUCUCUGACAGCGAUGAAGAUAAAAAGGCAGCUCAGAGAGCCCUGGAUUUCAUGUAUGGAUGGUUCAUGGAUCCUAUAGUCAAUGGCGACUACCCGGAUGUUAUGAAGACCAACAUAGGAAGCAGCAGACUGCCACAGUUCUCAGCCCAACAAUCAGAUCUUCUGAAGGGUUCAUUUGACUUCAUUGGCCUCAACUACUACACUGCUUCUUAUGCUUCCAACCAUCCGCAAUUCGACCCUCAGCGUCCCUCUAUGUUCUCUGAUCGUCGUCUCCAACUCUCAGCUGAGCGCAAUGGUGUACUUCUUGGUCCCAAGGUGGGUUCAGGUUGGGUGUACGAUUAUCCCAGAGGAUUUGAGCAGCUGCUAACCUACACCAAGACCAAAUACAAAGAUCCUGUCAUAUACAUUACCGAGAAUGAAGCUCUUCUGGAUGUUUCCAGGGUUUCCUACUUCCAGGGCCAUCUUGAAGCUGUUCACAAUGCAAUCAAGGAAGGAGUGAAGGUGAAGGGAUUUUUUGCGUGGUCAUUACUGGACAACUUUGAAUGGAGUGCUGGUUACUCCGCAAGAUUUGGUCUUGUCCACAUAGACUACAAGAACGGGCUGCAGAGACAUCCAAAGCUCUCUGCCUUCUGAGUUGGAGAGUCUUUGUUAACAGUAGCGGCCUCACCGGAGGAGUUAUCGGCGUUUAAGUACCCACGGCAGGGCAAUGCCAGACUGAGGAGGCAGUACUGCCGUCUUCGUUGCAUCCCAUUUACUCUGAAAGCAGCAGUUAGUGCAAGUGGCACCAAGGCAUCAUCUUUGAACAGCUCUCACUUCCCUUCCCAUUUCAUGUUUGGAACCGCUUCUUCAGCUUACCAGGUUGCUUAAUUAGUUGAUAUGCUCACCCUUUCUUCAUUCAACUGUUUCCCAUAUACUAAAAUGGAUCGGUUCAAGUUUUUAGUAUGAAGGAGGGGCAAGAGAAGGCGGCAAGGGGCCUAGCAUUUGGGACACUUACACUCAAACACAUCCAGAAUUGGUAAAGGACAGAAGCAACGGCGACGUUGCAGUUGAUUCCUAUAAUCGGUACCUGGAAGAUAUUGAGAUCAUGAAAACAAUGGGAUUCAAUGCUUACAGAUUCUCAUUUGCCUGGUCCAGAUUAUUACCAACUGGAAAGUUGAGUGGAGGAGUGAACAAGCAAGGAGUUGAUUACUACAACAACCUCAUCGACUCUCUCCUAUCCAAUGGGAUGCAGCCAUUUGUCACACUCUUCCACUGGGACACUCCUCAAGGCCUCGAAGACGAAUAUGGCGGCUUCCUGUCUUCUAACAUUGUUGAAGACUUCGAGGAUUAUGCUGAGGUGUGUUUCAGGGAGUUUGGAGACAGAGUGAAGCACUGGAUCACAUUCAAUGAGCCUUGGACAUUUAGCUCUGGCGGGUAUGCUGGCGGACCUCUAAGAAUCGCCCCUUUCAGAUGCUCACAUUGGCAGCUAGACGAUAGCACCGGUGGUGAUUCUGGGACUGAGCCUUAUGUCACUGCUCACCAUCAGCUCCUCGCUCAUGCUGCUGCUGUCAACCUCUACAGGCUUAAAUAUCAGGCAACUCAAAAUGGAGUCAUAGGAAUUUCGAAUGUGUCACACUGGUUCCUGCCACUCUCUGACAGCAAGGAAGAUGAAGAGGCAGCUCAGAGAGCCGUGGAGUUCAUGUAUGGAUGGUUCAUGGAUCCUAUAUUCCACGGCGACUAUCCGGAGAUUAUGAAGUCCUAUAUAGGAAGCAGACUGCCACAGUUCUCAUCCCACCAAUCAGAUCUUCUGAAGGGUUCAUUUGACUUCAUUGGCCUCAAUUACUACACUGCUUCUUAUGCUUCCAAUCAUCCACAAUUCGACCCUCAGCGUCCUUGUAUGUUCUCUGAUCGUCGUCUCAAACUCUCAGAUGAGCGCAAUGGUGUACUUAUUGGUCCCAGGGUGGGUUCAGGUUGGGUGUACGAUUAUCCCAGAGGAUUUGAGCAGCUGCUAACCUACACCAAGACCAGAUACAACGAUCCUGUCAUAUACAUUACCGAGAAUGGAGUUUAUGACAGCACCGAUGAAUCUUCGCCCAAGGAAGAAGCUCUUCAGGAUGUUUCCAGGGUUUCCUACUUCCAGGGCCAUCUUGAAGCUGUUCACAAUGCAAUCAAGAAAGGAGUGAAGGUGCAGGGAUACUUUGCGUGGUCAUUGCUCGACAACUUCGAAUGGAGUGCUGGUUACUCCCUAAGAUUUGGUCUUGUCCACAUAGACUUCAAGAAUGGGCUGCAGAGACAUCCUAAGCUCUCCGCCUUCUGGUUCCAGAACUUCCUGCGCCAAAAUCGUCCCAUCGAAAAUUCAUUAGACCUGUCAUCUCAGAACUUGCAACUCAUGGAUUCUACAUAUUAGUUGGAACAUGUAUCUCGUCACUUUGCACUAGUAAUUAGUAAAACCAUGCUGCUUUAGUUUCUUGCUUAUUCAUGUAAAGCUUUUGUUACUCUCUAGCUAUUUACUUACCAAACAAAUUCGACUCCUAAUUCUAGUACAGGGAAAUGAGUUUGGCUAUGAUGCAGAAUGGAGUAAGCUUCAGCACCCUGCAGAUGCUUUCUUAUUCGUCCGAUUCAUCAUGAAACGAUUAUAGUGUAUGAAAUUGAGAUCAGAAUCUGUUGACGUCUUUGUCCGACUCGAACAAAAUGACGAGAAAUUUCCUUCCUUUCUGCCCAUCACCGGCUUCACUCGCCGGAAAGAGCUCAAGCUUCCAAAGCAGCUUUCUUUCUUCCCACCAUCCCGUAUUCUCCAGGAAACCAUGCACUCAGUCUCCUCCUCUCACAUGCCGGCCACCAGCCGCUUCUUCUACAACCUCUUCUCUAAUCACAGAUUUCGACCUCUACGAUCUUCUCGGAAUCGAUAGCUCAAGCAACCAUUCCCAAAUCAAAGUGGCUUACAGAGCACUCCAGAAGCGAUGCCACCCGGACAUCGCCGGCCCAGCUGGCCACGACAUGGCAAUCGUGCUCAACGAGGCUUACUCUGUUCUCUCCGAUCCGAAUUCGCGCCACGCUUAUGACAAGGUCUGAACUUUACGCCUCUUUGUCCAAAGGGUCACUUCAAGUUUCGUUCUUUUUUUGCGAUUCGAUCUGAAAAUCGGAUGUUGAAAACAGGAACAAGCGAAGCUGGCCGAGCUACGCGGGUAUACAGGGAAGCCGCUGUACUCGACGUGGGUGGGUUCGGAGAGCGAGCAGAGAGCUGUGUUCGUCGACGAAGUGAAGUGCGUUGGUUGCUUGAAGUGCGCCCUGUUUGCAGAGAAGACGUUUGGGAUCGAAUCGGUUUUUGGAAGAGCAAGGGUCGUUGCGCAGUGGGCUGAUCCUGAACCCAAGAUCCAUGCCGCCAUUGAUUCAUGUCCUGUUGAUUGCAUCUCCGUCGUGGAGAGAGCAGAUUUGGCUGCCUUGGAGUUCCUGAUGUCGAAGCAGCCACGGGGGAAUGUGAGGAUCGGCGCAAGCAAUUCAGCGGGACAGCGAGUCUCGAACAUCUUCGUUGAUGUGAAGAAGUUCAGAAACAGAGUAGCAGAUGCCACUGACCCGAACUCCUCUAGGGAGGCGGACCUGCAAAGAGAGGCAAGGAUGUCAGCAAUUCAGACAAUCAGAUCACUCUGGUUGUACUGGCAAGCACCAAAGCAUGCAUCAUCCACUCAACGCAGCUUGAAAUUUCUCCCACUUCCACGACAACAAACAUCAACCGAGCCAGACAUUAAGAAGAUCCACCAGGCUGCUGAGGCAAGAAGACAGGCACGAGAGAGCACCGGGCCCGUUCGUCCUGCUGCAGUGAGUCCAGAACAGGAUGAAUACUGGGUGCCGUCUACACGAGGUCUUCCAUCCGCGUCAACGACUGACAAGAAAGCCGACUCGAAGUCAGCUGUGAAAGCUGGGUCGAGGAAGGUGAACAAGGGGAGAAGGUAUGCAGUUGAAAAGGAGAGGAAGAGGAGCUUGACGAUCCCAGCAGUGGCAGCAACAGUUGCGGCGGUUUUAGUUCACCUGCAAGUUGGGGGAAGGGAAGUGGUGAGUGGGGGAUUGAAUGAACAUAUAGGUGGUUCUUUUGCGCUUGAUGUUGUGAACAGCUCGCUGAUGCAGGUUUCAUUAGCAUGGAUGACCUGGUUCUUUAUUGGAGCCGCUGCGGUUGAGCUAGGUGAAGCCAUAAGAAACAAUAAAUCAUAGUGAUCUAGUAUAGAAUACAGCUUUAGAUGGAUAUUUUACUUGUAUAUGGAUCUGUAUGGAACUGGUAUUCGUAUAAAUGUAGACAAACCCAAAAACUUGAAUUACUUCUGAAUUGUGAUUGUGGAUGUUAUCAGAGGUCGGAUCAAUCAGGUGGGGAAAGAUACUACUACGACUCAUUGCGGUAUUGAUAUAAUGUAACAAGCUCAAAGGAAUAGUCUUGUAAAGGUAGAAAUUAAGACCAGUUCAUCUUGUUCUUAAUGAAACGACAUCAUUACAGUAUUCAAUCUUGGUUCAGAUGCUUACAUGCGACAAUACAUCAGUAGCAAUAUUUGGCAGUGCUGUAUAACAGCAUUUGAGGACUCGUAUCCAGUAUGACUUGGUCCAGAUAGCAUUCCACAGUUCCUUCUGAAGAACUCUUCUAAUACCGGUACUUGGUGGAGUAGUCCUUAGGAGCAAUGACUAGACCACGUCCCUUCCUCGCUCCACGAUAGACGGUCUCCACAAUGUCGACAAACUCCUGCUUGUCCUUGAGAGCCCAGUUGAUCUUGUUGUUGUUUCCAGUGCCAAGAUCGAUCAUGAUGUGCUUGUUCCUGAAGAAGAACAUAACUGUCGACGGAUCGUACAGCUCGUACAUUGUGUUGAAAUCAGGCACCUCAGAGAUGUCCACCAGGUAUAUCACCGCAAAGUUCUUCAACGUAUCAGCGACAGAGGACAACACUUCAUCCAUCUGCAACCA
Messenger RNA from Linum tenue, 5545 nucleotides. The record is from the annotation of a GenBank genome assembly. Lineage: Eukaryota; Viridiplantae; Streptophyta; Magnoliopsida; Malpighiales; Linaceae.